CGAAACACGUCACAAACCUGCGCCGCCGGUGACCACGUGGGAAGAUUUUUGCAGAGGUAAACAACUGCAGUGGUGGCGCUUGCUCCUUUUCCCCUGUUGGCGAGCAUGAAAAAACUUUUUGUCACAGUUUGUUACUGACAGGUCUGAACAAAAUCGAGCGAGAGGGUUUCUUCACCAGGGUAGUUUUUCUAGACCAUGCCCCACGACCCCGAUCCUCCUCCGGCUAAAAAAUUCAAGCCGGGGUCCGCUUUCUUCCGUCUCGAUAAGAAGAAUCCUGGGAUGCUGCUGCCUAGGAAGGGGAAUGCAUCCACUCCGAUAGACGUCCAGAGGAAACACCUGCCCAUCUACCAGGCCAAAGCCCAGCUAGUGAACCAGCUCCGACAGCUUCACAGCGCCGUCCUGAUCGGGGAAACUGGCUCGGGGAAGACCACUCAGAUCCCCCAGUAUCUGUACGAGGCUGGCAUCGGGAGACAGGGCAUCAUCGCUGUCACCCAGCCCCGGAGAGUUGCUGCGAUCUCUCUGGCAGGAAGGGUGGCAGAGGAGAAGAGGACUCAGCUCGGCAAGCUUGUUGGCUACACGGUGCGUUUUGAGGAUGUCACCUCCUUUGAGACCAAGCUGAAGUUCAUGACGGAUGGCAUGCUGCUGCGCGAGGCCAUCGGAGACCCCUUAAUGCUGCGCUACACCGUGGUGGUCCUGGACGAGGCCCACGAGCGCACCGUGCACACUGACGUGCUGUUUGGAGUGGUGAAGACCGCUCAGCGCAGGCGCAGGGAACUGAAUAAGAUUCCGCUGAAGGUCAUAGUGAUGUCAGCCACUAUGGAUGUGGACUUGUUCUCUGAGUACUUCAGCAAGUCUCCUGUGCUGUACCUGGAGGGCAGGCAGCACCCCAUCCAGAUCUACUACACCAAGCAGCCACAGUCGGACUACCUACAGGCUGCGCUGGUCUCCAUCUUCCAGAUCCACCAGGAGGCGCCACCAUCCCAUGAUAUCUUAGUCUUCAUGACAGGUCAGGAGGAGAUUGAGGCUCUGGCCAGGACGUGCCGGGACAUUGCCAAGCACCUGCCUGACGGCUGCGGUCCCAUAGUGGUUAUCCCCCUGUACGCCUCGCUGCCGCCAGCACAGCAGCUCAGGGUCUUCCAGCCUGCUCCCAAGGGAUGCAGAAAGGUUAUCCUCUCAACCAACAUUGCAGAAACAUCCGUGACGAUCUCUGGGAUCAAAUUUGUCAUAGACACGGGGAUGGUGAAGGCCAAGCGCUUCAAUCCUGACAGCGGUCUGGAGGUGCUGGCGGUGCAGCGGGUUUCCAAAGCCCAGGCAUGGCAGCGAGCAGGCAGGGCUGGCAGAGAGGACGCUGGCUCCUGCUACCGACUCUACACUGAGGAGGAAUUUGACAAUCUCAUCCCCAUGACUGUGCCUGAGAUCCAGAGGUGUAACUUAGCCGGUGUGAUGCUGCAGCUCAUGGCUCUGGGGAUUCCAGACGUGAUGAAUUUUGAUUUCAUGUCCAAGCCUUCCCCAGAGGCUGUUGCUCGUGCUGUGGAUCACCUGGAGCUGCUGGGAGCUGUGGAGAGGAAGGAGGGGCUGGUCUCCCUCACUGCUCUGGGAAAAAAGAUGGCCAGCUUCCCCCUGGAACCCAGAUAUGCCAAGACUAUCCUGUUGUCCCCGGACUUCUCCUGUGCUGAGGAGAUUCUGAGUAUUGUGUCGCUGCUGUCAGUGGACACCGUGCUGUACAACCCUCCCGCCCGGAGGGACGAGGUGCUCGCGGCACGCAAAAAGUUCACCUCCAGCGAAGGAGACCACAUGACUCUGCUAAACAUCUAUCGAGCCUUCAAGAAAGUCAGUGGCAAUAAGGAGUGGUGUCGAGAGAACUUUGUCAACAGCAGGAACAUGAGCCUGGUGAGAGAGGUCCAAGCCCAGCUGAGAGAAAUCUGCCUUAAGCUGAAUUUGAAGCUGGAGUCGUGCGGGGCAGACACAGGGAAUGUUCGCCGCUGCCUGGCCCAUGGGAUGUUCGUCAAUGCCGCAGAGCUACAGCCCGAUGGCAGCUACAUCGCUCUCGACACCCACCAGCCCGUGACCAUCCACCCCUCCUCGGUCCUUUUCCAGGCCAAACCGGCAUACGUGGUGUUCAACGAGCUGCUGCACACCUCACGCUGCUACAUGAGAGACCUCUGUUUGGUAGACGCAGACUGGCUCGUGGAUGCAGCACCAGAAUAUUUCUGCCGCAAACUGCACCCAGCCAAGAGCUAACCAAGGGACAAGCAGGACUGUUGGUGGACCAAAUCUCCCCAAGGACACCUUUUGUCCUUUUAUCCAGAGACGGUAAACCUGGAAGAAUGGAAGAAACCUUUGACUCUCCUUACUCUCUCCACACAGCUGAAUCUAAACAACAAACUGGUUGUGCACCACUGCAAACCUGAACACUGGAUGUGUGGUACAUCUUUUCUGAAUUUCUCUACCUCCCAAAUGAGAUCUGGGCUGGCAUGUGUCACCGCAGCCGAAGUCUGCAUAUCGAGGCCUCACAACCACCACUUUUCUGGACUGUGUUUCAGAUUUUAAAACUCUCUGCUUGAUAUCAUUUUAACCUGCCUGUUGGCCACAUAAUGUUUCACCACCUGAAAAGAAGAAUCUGAUUCAGGUUUUAUGCUUCUGUUCUUUAAAGAUUUGCACGUUUUCUAACAGCACAGACGACCUCACAGGAGCAUGACACACUUCUUCAACUGAGCAUACUUGGCCUGAUAUGAUUUAUCUAUUCAUUCUGUCUUGUAUCUGGGUACAUAUGAUGUGAUGUGCACAACACGUUAAUGUCAAAAUAUUGUACUGUAACAUUAAAUCACAAAUGCAAUUUUGAUUCAUAAAGCUAUUUAGAAAUUUGUGCUUUUCAGCUUUACUUUGAGUAAUGGGGAAGUCUUAACAAACUUAUGUCACAUAUCAUUACAUAAAUUGUCAUGGAUAAACUGGAUAAAAUCUCUAAAAUGUCAAGCUAGAAGAAGCAGCCUCAUGUUUCUAGGGUCUGAAGGGUUAAAAGAGUUUUACAGAGAAUUUCCUCAAACCAGUGAAAAUCUUCUUACUCCAAAUAUUGGUGUAACAACAAUUUUCACUUUAAUAUUUAGUCUCUAUGCAGCUCCAGUCAAGUUGGCUUGUAUAUGACCUUUUCCACAUCAAAGAUUGUAUCACCGGCUCCCUAAGUGCAUGCGUGUCAGAAGUAGCAUGCCUAGCUCUCCACAGAAACACCGUAUUCAUGUCAAAUAAUCUGUUAAGUCCUAUCACAACAGGCCUAGGUGUCCUCUUCCCUGUUAAAUGUUGCACAGAUCCUCCUUCAGUCUUCACAUAACUUACAAAAAAUGUAUGCAAUGCAUGGAGAUCAUAGCUGUAGAUCUGACCAGUCAGGUCUUUCAUACAUCAGAGAAUGUAAAUCAGACAGCGUCGAAGGAACAGAAUGGAUGCUCUUCUCUUUUUCUUUUCUUUUCUUUUUUACACUGGACUCAGGAUUGUACAGGGGGUAACUGAAUAAGUUAGAAAACAUGAAUUUCUGGUAACUAUUUUCAAAAUAUCAAACACCAAAUGCAUCUCUGGUUGCUGUAGAGAUUUAUUAGACUGUUCUAUGGAGGCUGUAUGAAGUUAUUGAAUCUCUUCUGGGUCAUGCAGGCCAUGUGCUUAACAGGCUUUUUGUUAUUCAUGAAAGAGAAAUUGACCUUUGACGUCUGCAUGCACUAUUAUUGUAAAGUUUAUACGAUUUAAACGCAUGUCUUUGAUGAGUAUAUUAUGAUUUAUUAUGGUUACUAUGAGGAUUUGUUACAGUCUUACAUAUUCACCUUAAUUUCUAAUAAAUAUUAAGCCACAGUCACAUGGUACAGGUUUACAUCAGCAUGGCAAAGAAGAUUCAAGAGAGGCAAAUUUUCCCAAGAUGUCCCAUAGACUUCUGAACAGCUGUUAAAAAGCUGCUGCUGUACUCCCAUCAGACUUUGAAAUCUUAUGCAAACCCUAGAUUUGAGGACUUUUUGGAUGUUGAACGAUGCACAACACAGAGGUUGAGUUUUUCCCUAAGUUCAGCUGUUUUGACUCAUGUUAAAUUGACAUCCUUCCAAAUUAUGCAAGACUGAAUGAAUGACCACUUAAAACAUCAGUUUUCCCCUUUCUUUUGCAAUAGCUAUAAAUAACUUUUUUUUUUUUUUUUAUUGCAGUCAUUCAUUAUCACUUGAUGUGCUACUCACAACAUAAAUCUCUGACUAGUGCCUGUUUCCUUUAGAUGAUUUGACCAUGGAUUUUAGUAAGGUUAAACUGAGAAGGGUAGCUCAUUUGAGGUAUAUCACUUGUCAUCACCGCCAAUGUGUUAUAUUGUCAAGUUAUUGAUGUAUUGUACCAUUUUUUUCCACAAGGACAAUGGACAUUAAAUUAUGAGUCCCAGGUUGGACUGAGUGCAUCCAGAUGUAGAAGUCAAAGUGUAGAAAUGCAUGCAAUUGUGGCCAACCCAUCUAGUAAUUGUGUAAUAUAAUAAUUGUAUGUUUUUUCAGACAAUAGCAUCCCACCACACUGAAUGCCUUACAACUUUGUAGUAUUAAAUUGUCAAUAAAAAAAAAAAAA
Myripristis murdjan (pinecone soldierfish) is the source of this 4575-nucleotide messenger RNA. It is a transcript of the gene dhx33, whose product is annotated as DEAH (Asp-Glu-Ala-His) box polypeptide 33. Gene Ontology annotation, molecular function: double-stranded RNA binding; ATP binding; helicase activity. The transcript is spliced from 12 exons. Gene Ontology annotation, cellular component: intracellular anatomical structure; nucleolus. NCBI's taxonomy places the organism in Eukaryota, Metazoa, Chordata, Actinopteri, Holocentriformes, Holocentridae. Gene Ontology annotation, biological process: positive regulation of transcription by RNA polymerase I. The record is from RefSeq and is a predicted model, not a curated record. The coding region runs from base 196 to 2241 and encodes 681 amino acids.